GAGGCGGACGCGGACGCGUGCGAACCAGAGGCCGCCUGCCCGGAGAGAGAGCUCUCACUCCCCUCGCCCUCACCCUCAUCGUCAUCGCCUCCGUCCUCGCUCGGUCCUCUCCAUCCCUUCCCCUUCCACCCCCGAUCGGGACCGCGCGCCGCCUCCGAUCGAUCUCCGGGAUGCGGUUCUGACGCCGGGCUCCACCGAUUCCACCCGACCGAGCCCCGCGUUUCGCUCCCCUGAAUCCCCGUGUCCCCACAGGGGUGGCUGCGUGACAGCGCGGCGCCGUCCGCCAUGGCCGUGUCCUCGCCGAUGGUGCUGUCGCUGCUCCUCCUCGCGUCGCUCACCGCGCUGCUGGUCCUGGCCCCGCGCCUGUCCCCGCCGCCACAGCCGGCGGUGGCGGCCGCCGCGGGCGAGGACGCGCCCCCGCGCCCGGCCAGGGGUGGCGGUUUGAAAGGCGCGGCGAGCGGCGGCGGAGUCGGGGCGGCGGGCGUGGGGGAGGAGGCCGACGACCUGCGGCUGUUCCGGCGCGCGGCGCUGGAGGCGGCGGCGGGGGAGGAGGCGGCGGGCCCGCCCAAGGUGGCGUUCCUGUUCCUCACCAACUCGGACCUCACCUUCGCGCCGCUCUGGGAGCGGUUCUUCGCCGGGAACGCGGCGCGGUUCACCGUGUACGUCCACGCCGACCCGGCCGCGGCUCUGCGCCUGGCCCCCACGCCCUCGUUCCGGGGCCGCUUCGUCGCCGCCAAGCCCACCCGCCGCGCCGACGCCAGCCUCAUCGCCGCCUCGCGCCGCCUCCUGGCCGCGGCGCUGCUCGACGACCCCGCCAACGCCUACUUCGCGCUGCUCUCCCAGCACUGCGUCCCACUCCACUCCUUCAACCGCCUCUACGCCGCGCUCUUCCCGCCCUCCCCUCCUCCCUCCGCCGCCGCGCGCCACCGGCGGCUCCCCAGCUACAUCGAGGUGCUGACGGGGGAGCCGCAGAUGCCGUCGCGCUACGCGGCGCGCGGCGAGGGCGCCAUGCUCCCGGAGGUUCCCUACGAGCGCUUCCGCAUCGGCUCCCAGUUCUUCACGCUCGCCCGCCGCCACGCCGUGCUCGUGGUCCGGGAGCGCCGCCUCUGGCGCAAGUUCCGCGCGCCCUGCCUCCCCGAGGCGGCGCAGGACGAGUGCUACCCGGAGGAGCACUACUUCCCGACGCUGCUCGACAUGGCCGACCCCGCCGGCGUCGCGCGGUACACGCUCACCCGCGUCAACUGGACGGGGAGCGUCGCGGGGCACCCGCACAGGUACGCCGCGGCGGAGGUGACGCCGCGGCUCAUCGACGAGCUCCGCGCCUCCAACCACACACACCCGCACAUGUUCGCGCGCAAGUUCGCGCCCGACUGCCUCGGCCCGCUACUCGCCAUCGCCGACACAGUCAUCUUCAAGGACUGACGGACGCGGUUGCCCUGCUUCCACCAGGCUGCUCUGCACGGCCGAGGGAUCAAAGCCGGGCCCAGCGACAAGGAAAGCUGUGGCCCUUCCUCUUUGCAGUUCGUUUGCAUCUUCAGAGUUCGUUCAGACUUGAGUCAUCCCCCACGUCUGUUGGGAGAAAAGGAAAAAAAAAAGUGUUCAGGUCCUCUCCUCCUCCCCUGUACUAGUAGUACAUCAGUGCUUCUGUACUUCCUGUAUGUAGACUAGAGAAGAAGAAGAAGAAGAAGAAGAAGAAGAAGAAGAAGAAAGCAAAGCAAGCAACGGCCUGAAGCGAAGCGGAAGGCGUUGCAGCCUUGCAGGGAUCGUCACCAGAUGAUCCAUGAUCCAUCCGGUGUAGUAUGUGUUUACCUGGAGCAGCCAAAGAAGGCUGCCUGAAUGCAUAAAAAGGUGAAGGAUUUGCCUAUGUAGUAUAAAACCCUCCCUCUUGUACAGCUUGUUGCUCGUGGACUCUGCUGUCGUGUAAGUAAAGCUUCCGUGCAUAACCAAAAAGGUUGCUUGCAGAGUUUUUAAUCAGGUUGGGGUCAGCUGCGAUUUGCAAAGCAAAUUGCGAAUGUUUUUGCUUGCGGAGAUGCAGAGCUGUUUGCAUCACCGUUCUCCAGGCCCUUUUUUGUAUCGUUGGGUGCUGAAGAAGAUAAUAAGAUGCUCUGUAUCGUACGUAUACGCCUCCGGUGGUCGGUGUCGAGAGCCAGUGGUUCUUUGUU
This is a messenger RNA of Setaria italica (foxtail millet), 2162 nucleotides long. RefSeq lists its product as uncharacterized. Bases 286 to 1422 code for a protein of 378 amino acids. The record is from RefSeq and is a predicted model, not a curated record. Lineage: Eukaryota; Viridiplantae; Streptophyta; Magnoliopsida; Poales; Poaceae. The transcript is spliced from 2 exons. Gene Ontology annotation, molecular function: glycosyltransferase activity. Gene Ontology annotation, cellular component: membrane.